Messenger RNA from Eubalaena glacialis (North Atlantic right whale), 822 nucleotides. It is a transcript of the gene ZGLP1, whose product is annotated as zinc finger GATA like protein 1. NCBI's taxonomy places the organism in Eukaryota, Metazoa, Chordata, Mammalia, Artiodactyla, Balaenidae. Gene Ontology annotation, biological process: regulation of transcription by RNA polymerase II; spermatogenesis; oocyte development. Gene Ontology annotation, molecular function: zinc ion binding; sequence-specific DNA binding. Gene Ontology annotation, cellular component: nucleus. The record is from RefSeq and is a predicted model, not a curated record. The coding region runs from base 1 to 822 and encodes 273 amino acids. The transcript is spliced from 5 exons.
AUGGAGGCCGAGCCAGCCCCGGACUUGUCGAUGCUUCGAGAGCUGCUGACGCCGCCCUGUCUGGACCCCGAACCGCCCCCGGAACUCCCCACCCAGCAGGCACCAAGGACUCCAGGAUGCCUCAGACCCAGUGGCAGGUCCUUCUGGCCUGCACACCAGGACUCGGUCACAGCCCUGCACUUCCUCCAAGAGCCAGCAGAGGGGCUGGCCCAGCCCCCCACCUGGGACACCCAGGCCCUAGGGCCCUGCUGGGAGCCGAAGGCCCUGGAGACUCUGGGAGCCCUACCUCUGGCCGAGGAUGCCAAGAACAUGCUGACCCCAAUCAGCCAGCAGAGCCCCAGCCUGGGGCCCCGAGUGGCUCCCCCGGCCUCUUCAGCCCAGCCACAGAGGAGACCCCGGAAGCAGUCGAACCCCCAGCGGGGCGCCGAGAAAGUGGACCCCCGGUUCGAGGGGGUGACCCUGAAGUUUCAGAUAAAGCCAGAUUCCAGCCUACAGAUCAUACCCACCUACAGCCUGGCCUGCAGCACCCGCUCUCAGGGUCCCCCGCCAGGCCCUGCCAGAGGCCCAGAGGCCAACGCAGGAGGCAGCGAGUCCCUGGGGCGCCGACGCUGUGCUUCCUGUAGGACCCAGAGGACCCCACUCUGGAGAGAUGCCGAAGAUGGGACUCCCCUCUGCAAUGCCUGUGGUAUCAGGUACAAGAAAUAUGGCACCCGGUGCUCCAGCUGCUGGCUGGUGCCCAGGAAAAGUGUCCAGCCCAAGAGACUGUGUGGCAGAUGUGGGGUGUCGCUGGGUCCCCACCCAGUCCCAACUCAGGAAGGGUAA